AUGAGUAUCCCAUUAAUCAAAGAAAAUAAGACCAGCUCCGUUAAAAAUAACUUAUCUAAUUCAACGGAGUCUAAAUACGGUCUAACUUCAGAGGAGGUCGCGAAUACAAUCAAGAAAAUUCUCUCAGGUGCCCAAGAUAUUAAACACCAAAAGAGCCAUCGCGGAAUAUUUCACAAUAUACCUCCC
Messenger RNA from Acaulospora colombiana, 186 nucleotides. The record is from the annotation of a GenBank genome assembly. Lineage: Eukaryota; Fungi; Glomeromycota; Glomeromycetes; Diversisporales; Acaulosporaceae.